AUGCCUUAAGUAGAAAUCAAUCAACUUAAUUUACUCACAGAUUAAGUUUUAUCAUUAGAUAAUCCUAGUUAUGCUUAGUCACAUAGUUUCACUUUUAAUUUUGGAGUAGAAUUUACAAAAGUGCCUUAAAUGUUAUUUAGCGUAACUCAUGCAGAUUUGAAAUUAAAUCCUGUAGCAUCUGUCAGCUUUUUAGUAAAUUUAGAUUCAAUCAGCACAACUUAAUUUAGCCUUACUGUUUCAAAGGUAAUGGAUGAAGUAUUAAAAGGACUUCAUGUAUAGUAUUUAGCUAUUAACAAUUAAAAUGCUUAUGUAAUAAAUGUUAAAUUUGAUUUUUACUCAUUACAAUAAAGGGAAGUUAAUGGUUGGAUUAAAGCAUAAUAAACAUAUAAUUAUUAAAGAAGUAAUUUUGAUUAAAGUCAAUGGGAAGUAAGUAUCACUGUCUUUAUCAGAGGAGUAGAAAAAGUAAUGGAACCUAAAUCACCAGCAUCAACUUAGUUUUUUAUUGGAAAUUAUCAAGUAGUUUAAUCUACGAAUAGCUUUAAUAUCAUUUUUAAUUCACCUGACACAUAAAAUGCAAGGGACUAAAAUUUAAUUUAUUUUAAUUAUCUUGAAUUCUAUAAGAGAAAAAAUAAUAACUAUUUCAACAUACAAACAUAAGUAGACGACUCUGCCAAUCCUACUAAUUCAACUAAUCCAUUAUUAAACAAUGCUACUCCAGGUAAUAGGACUAGUAUAAUGCCUAUGUACAAUGUUAAUGUUAAUAACGUCAAGGCUAUUAUGUAUGGAUUAUCUGGUUUUAAUGUUAGAUAUGAUUAUUUUUUUAGACUCGAAUUGACAGGGCCAUAACUAAAAUAUGAUCCUGUAUAAUAAUAAUAUUAAUUUUACUAUUAAUACAAUACCUGGUUGGACACUAAAGUGCUUUUUGUUCAAAGCUAAUUUUUGGUAUUAUCAUAAAUAAACUGCAAUUAAAAUAAUACUCUCUUUUUAGAUGAUUUGCAAUCUUGUGUUUCUAAAUGCGCUCUAGGUUAUUAUUAAGCAACCACAAUCGAUCCUGUAUUAGGAACUAUUAACUAUUGUGGAAAAUGUGAUCCUUCGUGCAUAUACUGCACUGGUAGAAGUAUUAGUAAUUGUUUGCGUUGUCCUUAAGGCUAAUAUUUUUAUAAUGCAAUAUGCCAUGAUAAUUGUCCAAAUGGAUAUUUAAAAAAUAUCUAAACAUAAAAUUGUGAUACUUGCACAGACUAUGACAACCCAGACUGCUUUUCGUGUAAUAAAAAUUGUUUCUAAUGUGACUUAUCUGCCAUAAAUGUUUGCACAAGCUGUGAUACUUAAACAAAAUAUUUGGAUUCAGAUAAUACCUGUAAAUGUUUGAAUUAAAAAGAUUAAAGAAAUAAUUUUUUUUAAUGCAGCUACAAUGAUAAUGCUGUAACAAAUUAUUUCCUAAGUACAACUCCGAGAUAGUUAGUAAUUGAUUUUGGUUUUCCUAUUUAUAGCUUAUCAAAAAACUCUAACACUCCUUAAUCUCUAUGCCAGUAUAUAUUUACCUCUGCAGCGAUUAACGUAAUGGGACCUAAUCCUGACUGUUCUAUUCAAUAAAAUUACAUUGUUGUAAAUUUAGAUGAUUCAUCUACUCUUACAGGAGCAUAAAUUUAAUUUUAGUAGCCAACAUUGUAGUUUGUGAAUGCUACAUCUCCAAUUUCUUAAUAUUACAUUUUCAAAUCGACUUAAAACUUUUGUCUAAACAGUACAGUUAAUUUCUUAUACAAUCCAAUACAAAGUACUUGUGACCCUCUCACAAUUCAGUUUAAAAAUAUUACAGGAGAUGAAGGAAGAUAGCUUGUAAGCUUUAAUUGGACAUUAAUUUAGGUUACUGGUACUAUAAGUGAUUAAGAGUUAUAAGGAAUUAAUUAAGUUUUAUAAUAAGCUAACACUAACAACAGCACUUCUUUAUUUUAAUUGAACUUGAUAUCAGAUAGUAAAAUAUAAAAUACACAGAUUGUGUCAGUAGAUGUGUUAAUUACUUAAUUAUUUGUUAUGCUUUAAGGAGGUCGUAAUCAAAUUAUAAGCUAUCAAAAAUUGUAUUCUUUGAAUUCUAUAUAUAGAGAUUAUGAAAUCCAAGAUAGUAAUGCUGAUUAGAUGAUUAAUUUUAACUGGAUUUGUCAAAACCUCUUAACUCCAGAUAAGAAAUGUUAUGAUUAUAAUAAUUAAUUAAUUACUUUCCAACAAGGGAAAAGUAGUAUCAGUAUUCCAAAAAGAACAUUUAAGCCUUACACAAUUAUUUAAUUUACUCUUUAAAUUUCUAAGGACUCAAGAAAUUCAACUGAAUAUGCAAUUUGUUAUUUUUCAGAAUUUGAUAUACCACCACUAUUAGUAAGAACUCCAAUUUAUUAGAUGAACUAAUAAUUUAAUCUAAAUGAAGAUUUGUUUUUCACUUUAGUUUACGAUAGUAGUGUUUCUACAAAUAUACUAUCAUAUGCAGGAGCUAUUCUUUAUAAUAAUACAGUAGUUGCUGCUAUAAAAUUUGAUUACUACCAAGUCAAAUUUAGAAUAUGGAAUUACUUUUAAGAUAUUGAUCCCUCUUUAAAUUCUAUUUAAAUACGUUUUUCAGUUUACAAUCCUUCUUAUGUAAUGCCCAGUAUUUCAACUAUAGACCUAUUAAUAAACAUACCUCCUAAAAAUUGUGUGUUAACUAUUAAUCCUCAAUAUGGCAUUGCUCUCUAAACUAAAUUUUUGAUUAAAUUUUCUAACUGCUAAGAUACAGAUCUCCCUUUAACAUUUCAAUAUUUUUAUUAUAAUUCAGUAGAUGAUUAUAACUAAGAAAUUAUCUCUCCUUGGAAUAUAGUCCGAAGAUAACUUAGUGAUUAAGUUGUUAGUUAACAAUUCCAAACUAUUUUACCUCAAGGUAAUUUAUUGAUUUUGAGUUAGGUGAUGGAUUCUAGACUAGGUGUUUCUAAUAGUACAUUAAGCAUUAAUGUUUACUCUUAGAAUUUAACAGAUUCAAACUAUUAUUAAUAAGUUAACCAGUUAAUUUAAUAAAAUUUGCAAAAUUAUUUAACAACAACUAACUUAGUAUCAAACUUGUGUGUAAUUGGAGAAGAUGUGACAAAGAACACUUAAUAUUAAAAUUCUCAAUAAAUUAAUGAUUUAAAAUAAAAUCUAAUUACUAACUUAUAAUUAUUUUCUUAGCAAAUACCAAAAUCAUCAUUAAUUGCUACCUACGCUAAUAAAGUAAUUGCAUAAUUGUAGUAUUCUAUUUUUCAAUAACCAGAUUUAUAAAAAAGUUCUAUAUACAGUUAUAUCUAAUCGACUAUACAAAAAACACAAGCAAACAAACAAAGCAAUACUAUUAAUAAAUUGUAAUAGAAUAAUGACUUAUACACACAGAAUUUAAUUGACUCUUAUAGAAUAUUAAAUUCUACAGUAACUCUAAAUACAAAUAAUAAGUUUGAUGAUUUGAUGUAAUACAAUAAUAUAUCAAAUGAAAUUGCUAGCUACAUAUCUAAUAACAUGAUUCCAAAUGAAGGAAACCUUGAAAUUUAAGGUAAUUUAUCUAAUAUUUUAUCUGAUUCAAUCACUGAAAAAAAUUUAAAAUAUUACGUUUUGCCUAACGAUGACUCACAAUUUUCCUUAAAUUCUACAAAUACAUAUGUAAUAGCAAGAAAUAAUUAUUAAUAAAAUAUUUAUGAGAGCACAUCUAGCUUCUAAGCAUAUGUGAAUAUUUUGAAUAAAUAGAAUGGUAAUAAAGGUUAUUCUAAGAAUAAAUUGAUAGUAACAUCUAUAAACAAUACUUAGGCAAAUGGACCAAUUUUAAAUUCUACAAUUAUAUACUAAUUUAAAAAUGUAAAUGUAAGUAAUAAUAGCAAUAUGACAUGCUUAUAAUAAGCUGAUACAAUCUGGACUAACUUAAACUGUGGUGUUUUGAAUUAAGAUAAUAAGGACUAUGCUUGUUUUUGCAAAAAAUAAUCACCAACAACAAUAAUUGAUAAUAUUGAGGCUGUAUUUACGUAAAAUGAAAAUCUAAAAACUGCUUUUGGAGAAUAAGGUGCAUAAAAUAUUGCAAGUUUUAGUGAUUUUUAUAAGUAUGUAUGUGUUUGGGCUUUAUUUGCAUUUACAAUAGGCUAAAUAGUAUUAUUCUUAGUUGGAAGAUAGUUAGACUUAAAAACUAUUUCAAAAAUGGAUUUAAAAGAUAGUCAAAAUAAGCUAAACAAUGUAUUGGAACAAAAAAAUUAACAAUAAGAAUAAUUUCAAGAGAAAAUAUAAAAUCUCGAAAAGUAAAUAAAAUAAGAUCCCUAAUUUCAUUAACGUAAAGAGACAAAAAGCAAAAAAAUAUAAAUUUAAAAAAUACAUCCCUAGAGUAACUCAAAUAACUUGAAAAUUAUAAAAUAGGUAUCUCCUUUCUAAGUUUCUGAUUUACAAUUAAUGAAUGACAAAGAUGAAGAUUUUAACUUGUAAUAACCACAUAACCAAGAAUAAUUAACCUCAUAAAGAAAAUCAUCUACUAAAUAAUAGACAGACAACUAAAUCACUCGCUCUGAUUUAAAAUAAAUGAAUAAUUCAGAUAUUUUAAAAGAGUUAUUUUAAGAAAAUAUAUCUCCAUAUCAAGUAUAAUACACUUAAAAAAGCAAUGAUUAAGAAAAUGACUUUAAAACAGAAACUUAAGAGUUAGUGAUAGAAAGCUUAUAGAAUAUAAAAUAAUAAACUAAUAAUAAAAUUCUCAAUUUCUACAAAACAACAAUAAUCACAUUCUCUAUCUUUUAAAUCUGA
Messenger RNA from Tetrahymena thermophila SB210, 4761 nucleotides. RefSeq names its product REJ domain protein. Gene Ontology annotation, molecular function: carbohydrate binding. The transcript is spliced from 4 exons. Gene Ontology annotation, biological process: cell adhesion. Lineage: Eukaryota; Ciliophora; Oligohymenophorea; Hymenostomatida; Tetrahymenidae. The record is from RefSeq and is a predicted model, not a curated record.